This is a messenger RNA of Ruditapes philippinarum (Manila clam), 815 nucleotides long. RefSeq lists its product as uncharacterized. The transcript has 3 exons. Bases 129 to 815 code for a protein of 228 amino acids. NCBI's taxonomy places the organism in Eukaryota, Metazoa, Mollusca, Bivalvia, Venerida, Veneridae. The record is from RefSeq and is a predicted model, not a curated record.
UGACAAACUAGUUAAUGGAGAGGAAACAUAUUUUAUCGACGAUUUUGUAAACUUUCGUAUUUAAAUUAGUGAUCAGUUAAUAUUGGGUUUACAUAAUUAUUAAACAUAAUUAGGACAGUAUUUGCAGAAUGUCUGACAGGUACUACCGAUUGGUAACAUUUGUAAUAAACAUUUGUCCGAAGCCAUUGCGUGGCCUUUUUAUCAGUAAGGCAAAACAAGAUAAAAACACCCAAUACACAACUUUAAAAGACUACCUUGUGUUUCGCAAACAAGAUAUUGAUACAUUGAAAAGCCGUAACAAAAUCAGCACCGAUCAGUGUGAUCACAUUUUUCCGUCUGACGGGAUCGUAGAUAUUCAGACAUGGGACAUUACGUUAUUAUCAGCCUUAUUGAGAGGUUUAUUUAAGACUGAGCUCGAUUGUAGUGAAAUACGUUGUAUCGAUGAAAUUACAACUACUCGUAACGACCUGCAGCAUAUUUCAGGCACUGAGUGUAUUGAAGCAGAACAGUUUGAUUUGUUGUGGGAAAAUCUCAAAAGGGCAGUCUUAAAGCUUGCGGAAUGCGCUGGAGCUCCUGAAAAAAGUUCGAUAGAAGAAGAAAUUAAGAAGUCUUUAACAGAAAAUAUGCCGAAUCUUGGAGAUGUUUUACGAACAUGGCACAAAGUCUUGUAUAUACAACUCAGUUUACAAAACAAGAAACUGGAGGAGGAAUUAAAAAAACAAAGCUCAAAGAUACGAAAUGUUGGGGCUACGUCUGCAAAAUCAAAAACUAUACUUCUAAAAGCAUCCAGGAAAACACAGGGACGCUCAGUGUAA